AGAUUCUAAUCAAGGCUGCACGAUGUCUAAGAAUCUGCUGGUCAACAUCGUGACGACCUUUACCAUGUCACAGAUGUCGAGGACAGUCCUGCUCAAGUCCAUCUACUCUCACACAGCUCCAAAGCUGCAAGAUUCAAAACUCACUGUUUCCAUCGCUUCUGGAGCAGGCAUGAUCUCUGAGGGCUCCUUGGAACCAGCGGCCAUGGUCACCGUUAUGUGCGAUCCCACCUUCACCAGUCAGGGCGCAUCCGACAUGGUGGUUGGGGUUGCUUCGGCCUUCAGGGAAGGGUUUGAAAUGGACGCUACAAAGAUCAAGUUCGCAUUUAUAGAGCACAAGUUUUCAGUUUGAGUUCCCAAGGUAUAGAAAAUUCCGAAGAAAGGAGUCAGGAUAAAAAGUUUCAGUGAUGGUGGGGUUGUUGUUGAAUAGUUCUAGGAGGAGAAGAAGGUUUGAUGGCUGUGGGAUGGGGAAAGAAGUGGCUGU
Messenger RNA from Guillardia theta CCMP2712, 481 nucleotides. RefSeq lists its product as hypothetical. The record is from RefSeq and is a predicted model, not a curated record. Lineage: Eukaryota; Cryptophyceae; Pyrenomonadales; Geminigeraceae. Bases 23 to 349 code for a protein of 108 amino acids. The transcript is spliced from 5 exons.